This is a messenger RNA of Ylistrum balloti, 1032 nucleotides long. RefSeq names its product protein Wnt-6-like. Gene Ontology annotation, molecular function: frizzled binding; cytokine activity. Gene Ontology annotation, cellular component: extracellular region. Gene Ontology annotation, biological process: multicellular organism development; canonical Wnt signaling pathway; cell fate commitment. The transcript has 4 exons. Bases 1 to 1032 code for a protein of 343 amino acids. The record is from RefSeq and is a predicted model, not a curated record. Lineage: Eukaryota; Metazoa; Mollusca; Bivalvia; Pectinida; Pectinidae.
AUGCAAGUUCAAGGAGUACUUGUAUUUGUAUACUUUUAUCUGCUGUGUCCAACCAAUAUCAUAGGUCUAUGGUGGGCGGUGGGAAGUCCCCUAGUGAUGGAUCCGAAUAGCAUUUGCCGUAAAAGCAGACGACUUGCGGGAAAGCAGCGGGAGAUUUGUCGGAAUGAGAUUGAAAUUGUAGAGGAAGUGGCAAACGGCGCUAAAUUGGCUUUAGCUGAAUGUCAGUACCAGUUCAGAAAUAGGAGGUGGAACUGCACAACCUCACGGAAAACGCUGGCACGGGUAUUACGCCGGGAUACACGUGAAUCUGCCUUCGUUUACGCGGUGACAGCGGCCGGGGUAGUGUAUGCCGUGACAGAGGCAUGCAGUAUGGGCAAACUCCUGCAAUGCACGUGUGACAAUGACAUACAGGACAUCACAACAGAUGGGGAGUGGGAAUGGGGAGGGUGUGGAGAUAACGUCGAAUUUGGCUACAAAAAGUCAAAGGAGUUCAUGGACGCACGGAAGAAAAAACGACGAGGCGACAUAACGACAAUUAUACAACUUCAUAACAACGACGCCGGGCGCAUGGCGGUUAAAGGGGACAUGCGCUCGGAGUGUAAAUGUCACGGCCUCUCUGGAUCCUGUACGUUGAAAACAUGUUGGCUGAAAAUGCCGAUAUUUCGUCAAGUCGGUCUAUCGUUAAAGGAGAAAUUCGACGGAGCGAUAAAGGUAAUGGGAACGAACGAUGGCAAGGGUGUUCAACCAGUGGAGGACACCAUAAAGCCACAAAGCCAUCUAGACCUUAUCUAUUCUGAGAACUCUCCAAAUUUCUGUAAGCGGAACCGGAAACAGGGUUCGUUGGGCACGCGCGGUAGGCAGUGUGAUCCGAAUUCCAUGGGCGUUGGUGGAUGUGACCUCUUGUGCUGCAACAGGGGCUACGAGAAAGAGACAGUCCACGUUAGGGAGAAUUGCAAAUGCAGAUUUAUUUGGUGUUGUGACGUUUUAUGUGAAACGUGCGAAAGUGCGAAAGACAUCUACAGGUGUUUAUGA